GUAUCGAGGGGUAAUAUAUAUAGCAAAACAUUUCUUCUUCUGUAUCUGUAUUCACUUGCAGAAAAUUUCCCUUUCAGAAGAAAAACAAUUCUCUUCAAUCUAUUCUCCAUUGAAAUCUCUUCGUUAAAUCUCCAUUCCUAUGCUCCAUAGAAAUUCUUUGUUCAAUUAAUCUUUACUCGGUUCUGAAUUUAGGGUUCAGGAUUUUGAUUUGAUCGAAUAUUCAGUCAUCAUCUAAGAUGUAACCCUAAACUCGAAAUUGGGUGAAUUGGUUGAAUUAGUUCCACGUUGAUUACUUUACAUAGAAUCAUCAACCAUAUGUUUUCUAACUCGAAGUUUAGAUUUGGAAAAAAGUUCUUAUUGAUGAACUAUUUGAGGUUAACACUUUUUGUUGGAAUAGAUUAUCGGUGAUGUUUAUGCAUAGGAUGGUAAAGAUAGAAAUUGAAAUGUUGCAGGCCCCAAUCUGAUGGUAGUUUAUGGCGCUUCUUAUCCUGCCAUCUCCAAGGGUUCAGUGCCAUAACCCCCUUAUCGCCUCAGGUUUGACUAAAUUAUCAGCUAUUGGAUUCUUGGUUUUCAAUUGGACUUUUCUGCUUUCUUGACUCAGGUUUGUCCUUAAGGGAAGGAUACUAGCCUUAGGUGUUAUAAAAAUGCAGGGAAAGGGUAAGAAUGCAUUUGGCAGGACAGCCAUUGGUUUUGAUUCGGUUUAAACUUGAGAUGAACGACAAAGGCAUGAUCCAGAGGGGAUAGUGGAAUGCCAAGAAGCCUGACAUUUUUUUGUCUUCGAGCUUUGCCGCGUAAAUAUACACCUAAUCGCGUCCAUGAGGAUCUUGCUUUGCCAGGCCUAUCAUCUACCUGUAGUCUUAGCUUGGCAGUCAUGAUCUGCCAAUGCACAUUUCUCGAGACUUUACAUGUAAUAAUUAUGCUCAGGAAUUGUAGCUGACAGUGUUAACUACAUCAGUUGGAGCUGGCAGGAUUGUUUUUCGUCUUCGCCAAUGCAUAAAUUUGUUGCACAAUCAUAGACUAAUCAAAAAAUGGACGGAAUGAGUAACAUAUAGAAUACAUUUUUUCAAUAUUCAUUACAAAUAGACGAGUGGCUUAAAGAAACUGAUUCCAUGGAUACCCAAGUUUCGCUUAAGAAUGACGAAGCUGAUAAUGGCGGGAAUCCCAUUGAAGUGAAAACUGAGCUGUUAGGUUCUAUGGAAAUUCCUGUAGUUCAAGAAACUUGUAAAGAAUCGAUUGGUAUUGAUUCUUCUAUUGAGAUAGCGUUGGAGAAAGUUAGUCUAGUUGGAACCUCUGAGAGUUCUGAUAUUCUUGAUAUGAACAGCGAGGCUGUUGUUACCUCUGGAAGUAGGGAUUGUUUGCUUGAAAAGAAUUUGAUGGUGAGCGAAGGAGGAGGAAAUGACGUUUCUUUGGUUGAUGAUCCGACAAAAUCAGAUAAUAAUGUCGAUGAAGGCGAUAAAAAGAGUAGUGAGAUAGUUAAAGAUAGCAAAGAUGGUGAUGAUAGUAGUGAGUCUGAGGAUGAGGAUGAGGAUGAUGAUGAUGAUGAAGAGUCCGAGGAUGAGUCAUCUUCAAGUAGUGAUUCAAGUGAUGAAGAAGAGGAGGAAGAGAAGAUGGCUGAUGUUGAAGAAGGUGAAAUUAAGGAUUUAGAGGAGUUGAUUGGGGAAAGUGAUGGGGACGAGGAAGGGUUUUCAGUGAAAGGACCUAUUAAGUCAAAGAAUGAGGUUCAGGAUCUUCCUCCAGUUCCAAAAGUGGAUGUCACCUUGGAACCACAUCACCAGACAUUACCUGUGGGAGUUGUACUGACUAUGAUGGAUGCUAAAGUUAUUGUAGAAGGGGUAGAGAAGCACAAUCCUCUCAAUGAAGGCUCUAUCCUUUGGAUAACAGAAAGCAGAUCAGUGCUUGGAUUGGUGGAUGAAAUUUUUGGGCCUGUUAAGAACCCGUACUACGUUAUUAGAUACAAUUCAAAAGAGGAAGUCCCUGCUGGAAUUUCUGAAGGUACCCUAAUCUCCUUUGCUGUGGAGUUUGCGGAUCAUGUCCUCAAUGACAAAAAUAUUUACAAGAAGGGGUAUGAUGCAUCUGGUGAGAACGAUGAGGAGUUGACUGACGAGGCUGAAUUUUCGGAUGAUGAAAAGGAAUCUGAGUACAAGAGAAUGCAAAGAAUGACAAAGAGGGGUCCUUCAGAUGAUAAGAAGCAUGGGAAGCGGGACUUCGUUGAGAAGAAGAAGUUUCAGCAGAAGCCUAGAAACGUGAACAACAAUCAAACUUCAUUCCCACCUUCAAGUGUUCCUCAUCACCAGAUCCAUGGUGGUUCCGGUAGUUCUCCAUCCCCUUUUGGAACAGGAAUGACAAAUGAUUUUAGGCCUCCCUUUGGCCCAUCUACCGCACAGGUCCCACAGGCUCACAGUGGUCCUGCUCCACAGCAGCAUUCACUGCGUCCCAACAUGGGUCCUGCAUUACAGCAGCAUCCAAUGCCCUCCAACAUCGGUCCUGCAUUACAGCAGCAUCCAAUGCCCUCCAACAUGGGUGCCGCACAACAGCAGCAUCCACUGCCUUCCAACAUGGGUAUUGCACAACAGCAGCAUCUACGGCCUUCUAACAUGGGUGUCACACAACAGCAGCAUCCACUGCCUUCCAACAUGGGUAUCGCACAACAGCAGCAUCUACGGCCUUCUAACAUGGGUGUCGCACAACAGCAGCAUCCACUGCCUUCCAACAUGGUCUGGCCAAGUGGGCAGCCAUAUCAGCAGCAUCCACUGCCUUCCAACAUGGGUAUCGCACAACAGCAGCAUCUACGGCCUUCUAACAUGGGUGUUGCACAACAGCAGCAUCCACUGCCUUCCAACAUGGGUAUCGCACAACAGCAGCAUCUAGGGCCUUCUAACAUGGGUGUCGCACAACAGCAGCAUCCACUGCCUUCCAACAUGGUCUGGCCAAAUGGGCAGCCAUAUCAGCAGCAUCCACUGCCUUCCAACAUGGGUAUCGCACAACAGCAGCAUCUAUGGCCUUCUAACAUGGGUGUCGCACAACAGCAGCAUCCACUGCCUUUCAACAUGGUCUGGCCAAAUGGGCAGCCAUAUCAGCAGAAUGUCGGUUUCCCUAAUGGAUUUCCCAUGAAUGCAAUGCCGUAUGUCUCGUAUCAACAACCUCAGCCUUUCUAUCAGCCACAAAUGUUUACAGGAUUCUCAAGUGGGCGCCCAAUGCCACAGCAUUUUAAUCCUAGCCAAAGGCCGAUAUUACAGCCAAUGCUAUAUGGGCCGUCAAAUAUCCCUCCAGGGAUGCCACCGGUUAUGCCUGUGUUCAUGGCCCAACCUGGGUUCAACCAGGGACCUAUUCCGAUGGGUUUUCAGGGUUUUCCACCAUGCCCACACAUGAACCCUGGAGAGCAAGGAGUUCCCCAGGGAUUACCCAAUGUACAUCAUAUGAAUGUGGGAGAACAAGACACUCAGUCUCAAGUACAAGGACCAUCAAAUGAUCAGAUUAACGGAGUGCCACCACCUUCAACACAAGGCAAUUUUUCAGCUCAGAAUAGGUUUAAUAAUCGGGGAGCACCACGUGGAAGAAGACCAUAUCGGUGAGGCGGUGGGAGGGGUCGAUAUUAAACGAGGCUAUCAGGAGACCUAGAUAUCUUACCUGCUAGAGUUUCUCCUGGUGUGACACCUUUGUAACCCCACUUGCAAGCUAAGCUUAUGCUCUCUGCAGCAUAUCUACAUACACAAUUAUCGGCAAACAAUGAAGAUGGACAAUUUCAGUUGAGUGGUAUUGAAACAAAGUAAGAGGCUAAGGAAUUUUCAACUUGUACUCACUUCUUUGGGCAGGAGAAAAGAUCGUCACAUUCUCCCCAAGAUGACAUAUCAUCAGACCAGAUCCCCUGUAUUUUGUACAAAUUCAAAGCACACAAGUAAACUACACGAGUUUGUAAUAUUACAAGAUUUAACUUGAAAAAAUGUGGUUGAUGAGUU
Messenger RNA from Papaver somniferum (opium poppy), 3956 nucleotides. RefSeq names its product H/ACA ribonucleoprotein complex non-core subunit NAF1-like. Gene Ontology annotation, molecular function: RNA binding. The transcript has 9 exons. Bases 1110 to 3572 code for a protein of 820 amino acids. The record is from RefSeq and is a predicted model, not a curated record. Gene Ontology annotation, cellular component: sno(s)RNA-containing ribonucleoprotein complex. NCBI's taxonomy places the organism in Eukaryota, Viridiplantae, Streptophyta, Magnoliopsida, Ranunculales, Papaveraceae. Gene Ontology annotation, biological process: pseudouridine synthesis; box H/ACA snoRNP assembly; ribosome biogenesis.